Drosophila grimshawi is the source of this 1817-nucleotide messenger RNA. RefSeq lists its product as uncharacterized. The transcript has 4 exons. Bases 594 to 1697 code for a protein of 367 amino acids. The record is from RefSeq and is a predicted model, not a curated record. NCBI's taxonomy places the organism in Eukaryota, Metazoa, Arthropoda, Insecta, Diptera, Drosophilidae.
UGUCUUCUAUCAACCUACAUUUUUAGUGGGUAGCGAUUUGAUAAAUGGGCAUUAUCGCAUUUAUGAUUUAUUGUUUUAUAAAUGGGGUCCCCGUCGUCAUUUAAUAAUAAUGAAAACCAAAAUGCCAUAAUUUAUAUGUGAACCAAGGAUUUGUAUGUACACACAUACACACAUAUUUAUGUACACACAUAUUUGUUUGUGUGUGUGUGCUCUCAUCUAUUUGUAUGUGGAUCACCCGCCUUUAAAUGGCCAAGUAAAUAAACAAAUGAAAAUUGUACACUCAGCGGCCGCCAGCGCACAAUAAAAUGUGUGAAAAAUGUGUGCUAAGGAGGCAGUGAAAAAUGCAACGGUAAAAUAAAUAAAUAAAUAAAACCUGAAUCGAGCACUAAAUGUUUACUAUAUAAAAACUAAAACAAAAACAAAUCGAUCAGUGUGUGAAUAAUAUUUGUAUGUAAAUAAUACUGAAAAUAUAAAAAAAAAACAAACCAAAGCAAUUGUAAUUUUCUAAUAAUAUGCAUUUAGCAAACAAGGCCUCUAUAUGAAAAACCAACUAAAAAGUGCAAAACAAUGUCAAGAAUGUUGUCUUAAAUCAAAUGCGUCUGUGGAUGUUGUUGUUGUUGACAAUUGAAAUUAUGAAUCAGCUGCAACUGCAACGUUUAGCGACCAUCUGGUUCUCACUUGGCAUCUGUGGAUUGGCCACAACGCUUGGCUACUUUAUUGAUUAUACAGAGAAUACGGAACUGAUACAACAAAAAGCCGGUUACGAUGUGAGAUUGCAAUGCAACCUAACGGGUCUGGUGGAUGAACGCAAACUGGCGGAUAUUAAGAUACACUGGUACUUCAAGCAAUGCAGCGACAACAAUUGUUAUCAGCUGGAAUCUGGCGAUGAUUGGACAGCUCUGCCCUGCGAAUCCACACUAUGCCGUGCAGAACUGUGGCUGAGAAAUGUAACUGAGCGCUACUCGGGACUCUACAAGUGCAGCAUUAAUCCCCAUGUGUGGGAUGCCUCGCAGGCAGUGGACGUGCAACUGGUGCGCACUUAUCAACUGGAUGUGAAGAAUAGCUCUCUGGCCGCACCCGAGUUUCUUGAUGCCUAUCCCAGCAACAAGACCGCCAAUCAGGACACUCGUGUUGUGUUCCAGUGUCGCGUGCACAGCGAGGAGCAUCUGACAAUAAAAUGGUUUCGCCGGGGAUUUAUGCCCGCUGUCGAAGUGCUUCAGCCUACAAGCGGUGCCUCCUCCAAUUUCAGUGCUCAUAUUGUGCGCUAUAAUGGCAGAACCUAUGAGCUUCUCGCGACAUCGCCCGAGAAGCUCAUCAGUCCACAGAUCUAUCUCAGCAAGCUGAUUCUGAAUAGUGUCCGACUAAGGGAUGCAGGUUAUUAUGCCUGUGUGGCAAUUAGCUAUCGUGGCCAUAAGAUACGUGAGGCGUAUCUGGAAGUACUGACACCCGAUGACGACCUGGAGUACUGGGAGGAAUAUAACAGCAGUGAUGAGCUAGUCACCGACGACGCCAGCGAUCCGAACGAAUUCCUGCUGCUCUUCCUCAUGCCCCUGGGGCUGGCCCUGCUGCCACUCAGUGUUUGGGGUGGAUACUUGAUAUACAAACGUUGCAGCAAGCACACCGAGUGCGAGCGAAUAGAGCAGCAGUAUUCCGAUGAAGAACUGGAUACGGAACGAUAUGUCCUCGGCGGCAGUUGACAAUUUUCGGGCCUAAAAAAUACGCUUACAAAGAGUGGGACUAAAGACUGUACUUAAAUUUAAGGCUUAUAAUAAUAUAUCUAUGAUACAAUAGAGUGCAAAAUAUAAGAGCUAUUUUAA